AUGUCAAACUCAGAUCUCGCCGCUGCGGGGAGCAGCACGUAUUCAUCCAAUACCCUUCAUGUUGGGGAUGGCACCUGGGACUCUGGGCGGGAUACGUUUCUGCUGCCCAAUUUGAUGGGGGUCAACUUUGAAACGAUGCGAUACAACGGUAUGGGCAAUCGUUUCAAGGAUAUGGCUGGGUACCAUUCCAUAAUCAUCGCCCAUGGCGUCAUUGCAGCCAUCGUUUUCCUGGGCAUCGUCCCAACGUCAAUUCUGAUAAUCCGAUACUACUCCCGGUGGAAUCCUUACUGGGCAUUUAAAUUACAUGCGUGGUGUCAGGCACUUACCUUGCUCUUGACCACGGUCGUGUUUGUGCUGGGAUGGUUCGCCGUUGGGCCGAAAAGAAGCCUAACAAACCCCCAUCAUGGAAUUGGCCUGGCAAUCUAUGUUUUGGUAAUUUUCCAGGUGCUGUGGGGCUGGUUCUUGCACAAAAGGGAGAGUAAGAGACAGCGAAUCCACGUUCCUUUGAAACUAGUGUUACAUCGAUGGCUGGGUCGUGCUCUUGUACUUCUUGGAAUUGCCCAAAUUCCACUAGGACUCGUUCUUUAUGGUUCGCCAAAGGUCCUGUUCAUCCUAUUUGCGCUGACGGUUUUUGGCUACCUGGCUCUUUACUUUAUACUUUCCUACCGAUAUGAUAUCGAGGGAUACCAUAUGGGAAGUGAGCAUGGUGGUGCUCGCAGUCAUUAUACAGGACCUUCAGAAAUUUCAGAACCGCAUGGCCAUCACGUGGGAGAAGCUCUUGCCGCUGGUGCUGCAGGUGCUGGCUUGGCUUCGAUGUUUCGACGACGCGCAAGCAGUCGCCAACCAAGCCAUGCUUAUGAAGACUCUCGCACAUCCUUUUCCGAUGAAAAGUACUCGGAUGAAUCUUCCCGCCAUCAUGGUGGCGGUGGAGGUGGUGGUUUCGGCAAGAAGCUCCUUGAGAUUGGCGCACUAGCCGGGGCUGGUCUUAUGGCUAAGAAGUUCUGGGACCGUCGAAAGAAGCGAGAAGAUGACGCGGAGUCGGGUCGCUAUAAGCCUGCUCAUUCUCGCAGCGCCAGUCACUCCGAUGAAUCUCUUAGCAGGAUGGAAGACGGUCGACCGGAGCCGACUCAUCACACGCCCCUCAAUCGGCCACCAAGCCGUGCACCAAGCAGGUCCCAAAGCCCAGGGUCGUCUUACUAUUACAACAGCACAUAUUUCACCGAGCCGCCCAAGCGAAGUGCUUCUCAUGGGGUUAGAAACGCUGUUCUAGGUGCCGGUGCUUUUGCUGCCGUGAAGCGACUGUUCAGCCGUGGUAAGAAGGACGAUGAAGAGAAACGACGGUUGGAGGAUAUCAGGCGCCGAGAAGACGAAGAUGAGGCGCUGCAGAGAGCAAAUAGUAGACGACGACCGCAGGCGGGAGAGAGUUUCUACCCACGAAGAAGGGCUAGUUCUUACACUGAAACUGAUCUCACUGAAACCGACCUAUCCCGUCCUCCUCCGCCUCGUCACGCAUCACAUGGCGAAUCUCUUCUUACUGCAGAGCCCCGUGCGUCUGGUGCCGUCCAGAGCGUUAUAUCAGAUAUGCCUCCUAUGCCCCCGAGCCACCAACAGCUUUCUGGCGACUUGAGGUCUGAAGCUCCUCACUCACGUCACUCCCUCGCCCAUGAUGGAGCAGAGUUUGCAUCAGGUGCGGCCGCUGGCGCUGCAUUGGAUGCUGCCUCUCGUCGCAACCGGAGCAGCAGCCGGCGCAGAGAAGACGACGUUGCCUCCCCACCGGUAUCUGUGAAAGUUAAAAUGCACAAUGACGGACGACAUGUGACACUCCGUCGGCUGACCGAAGAAGAAGCGGCCGCGAGCCGUGAGGCCCGUCGCAGAGAGCGAAGAAACUCCCGACGUCGCAACAGUAGUGCAGGUUCCUUGUCCGGACACGAAGACGCUAGUCAAGACCGCUGGCGUCGCGUCGAAGAGCUUGAGCGUCGACAAGACGAGCAAAUGCGACGUGAACAGGCUGCUGCUGCUGCGGCUGGUCAUCUUCCCCCUCCGCAGACAUCUAUGGCACCGUCAGGCAGCAUGCCUGCAUCUUCAUGGGCCGCACCGCCAUCCCAAGUUAGUCAAAUGCCGCCACCACCUCCCAUUCCUGCCCCUUCCACAAUUCCAUACGGGCCAGGUAGUAUCACCUCGCCUACAUAUACCGGUACUGAGAUGAGUGGUUCGUACGCGAACAAUCGUCGUCGCAGACGUGCUGAACGAGCUCGGAGCAAACAAGAAAAGCAGCAACAACAUGGCGUAGAGUUCACUUGA
Messenger RNA from Penicillium coprophilum, 2301 nucleotides. RefSeq lists its product as uncharacterized. Gene Ontology annotation, cellular component: MIS12/MIND type complex. The transcript is spliced from 3 exons. Lineage: Eukaryota; Fungi; Ascomycota; Eurotiomycetes; Eurotiales; Aspergillaceae. The coding region runs from base 1 to 2301 and encodes 766 amino acids. Gene Ontology annotation, biological process: chromosome segregation. The record is from RefSeq and is a predicted model, not a curated record.